Messenger RNA from Funneliformis caledonium, 357 nucleotides. The record is from the annotation of a GenBank genome assembly. Lineage: Eukaryota; Fungi; Glomeromycota; Glomeromycetes; Glomerales; Glomeraceae.
AUGCGUGGAAAACAUCAAAAAGUAAAAAGUUUGUUGGGUGAUGAAGAUAUUUAUCAAAUGAUUACAGAAUAUCUUUGGAUAUGUGCUUGGUUAAAACAUUUUGGAUGGGAAUUUUGUGUUGAAAGAAAAGAUGUUUAUUAUAAUAGUCAUAAAAGACCUGAUGUGAUUGAAUAUAGGCAAGAUUUUUUAAAUGAAAUUUUAGAAUUAGAAAAGUGGAUGCCAAAACCAUUAGAUGAUAUAAUGACUUUAGAAAAACUAGUUUUAGAUGUAAAUGAGAAAUGUUAUAUAUUAAUAACACAUAAUGAAUCCAUUUUUUAUGCUAAUGAUGGAAAAAAAAACUUACUGGAGAUCAGUUGA